Ilex paraguariensis (yerba mate) is the source of this 315-nucleotide messenger RNA. NCBI's taxonomy places the organism in Eukaryota, Viridiplantae, Streptophyta, Magnoliopsida, Aquifoliales, Aquifoliaceae. The record is from the annotation of a GenBank genome assembly.
AUGGCCAAACUAAAGAAAAGUGAGGCAUUCACAGCAGAAAGGGAGAGAGAGAUUCAACAGGUAGUGGAAUCGGUGAAUGAACUUGCCCAAAUCAUGAAGGAUCUGUCUGUCCUUGUGAUUGACCAGGGCACUAUUGUUGAUAGGAUUGAUUACAACAUUCAGAAUGUUGCCGCAUCAGUGGAGGAGGGUUUGAAACAGCUUCAGAAGGCAGAGAGAACUCAGAAAAAAGGGGGCAUGGUGAUGUGCGCUACAGUGCUCAUUAUCAUGUGCUUUAUAAUGUUGGUCCUCCUAAUUAUUAAAGAAAUAUUUUUGUGA